This is a messenger RNA of Clonostachys rhizophaga, 1479 nucleotides long. The record is from the annotation of a GenBank genome assembly. Lineage: Eukaryota; Fungi; Ascomycota; Sordariomycetes; Hypocreales; Bionectriaceae.
AUGAAGAGAAGAGGCCGAACAAAGGCCGCAAAUGAACAGAUAGACUCUGAAGUCUAUAUUCACCAAUAUUCGAGCGGCCAUGGGGUGACCCAGUCGAUGAACAAGGAUGACAAGAGUGCGAACUCGCCCUGUCGUGCACUCUCCCUUUGGCCUGAGGAUCUUGAUCAGGCACAAUCCCGUCUCCUAGACCACUAUAUUCAGAGGUUUUCAAGAACCUACCCAACAUUUUCAGGGCCAAAUAACCCGUUUUUGAGCAUUUUGCUCCCUCUGUCUGCCCAGAGUCGGACGGUGCUAGAUGCCUUACUAGCACUCAGUGGAGCUCAGACUUGGGAAAAUGGUCGUUUCAUAUACCAAGAUAUUAUGCCAAGCCUUAGACAAAAGGCUUUACGAGGCUGCAUGAACUUGGUUACUCGUCUCAUGAAUGCCCCAGACUCUAAUCAGAAUCAGUUACUUAAUGGGGAUUCGCUUCUCGGAAGAGAUCUGGCAGAGAGGAUUCUUUCCAACGGUACAGACUUUUCUACUAAGCAAGAUUUUCUCUCUCUACUCGCGACUUGCGUUCUACUCAUCCUCUACGAGAAAUUAACCAGCGAGAGUGGAGGCCCGAUCUCUGCUCAUCUUCAGUUUCUCGCGAAAAUCAUCCCCUACCAUCACGUGCUGGCAUUCGCCUCAGGGCCAAGCACAGGCGUGGUGGAUCAUUCAAACAGAGAGCCUUUUUGCUUUCUCUCUAGCCUGUUUUUGUACAAUGAUCUUGUCCAAUCGACCUCACUAGGGAUCCCAACACUCUCUGAUUUCUAUCUCAACACCAUGCCUGAGCCAGAUUGGAUGAAUGGGGAGAAGGGCUCGCCCGACCGGUUCUAUUUUCCGCGGCUGAUUGCUCGAAUUGGAGCUGGCGAUACCGAUGUCACCGAUGCCGAUAUAGCUGCGUGGGACGGAAGCUUGGAUUGGUUUCCAAGUUUCGCACUCCAGCAACUCGAGCCACAACAAAACCAUGAGAGAUUGCCGAUAUUUGACCCAGUAAUAGCGUUUCAUUCCGAUUUCCAGAACUUGGGUCUCUUUAGCUCGAUUAGACAUUGGGAGCAGCCGAAUCUCGUCUCAGAAUUGUAUCGUAUUGCAGCCAUUUUAUAUAGAAGGGGUCCUAGCGUUCAACACAGUGCAGAUAUCUCCUUUGGAAUAUCUUCCUCCUCCAAUGGAUUUUACCGAGAAGUUGGAAAUCUUGCUUCAUGGGCGGCUCAACUCAUCGAUGCUAUUCCCAUUGGCUCACCCUUCGAGAACGCUCUCCUGUGGCCAAUAGGCAUAGUCGCCAAGGAUAUCAACGAGACUCUUAUGGAGGAGAGGAAGGCCAUGGUAGCUAAGUUGACGUACCUUGAACAUCGUUUCAAACAGAAAAACUUUUACCUGGUAAGGCAGCACCUGGUCCGGCAGUGGAUGGGAGAUGAUGAGUGGCUAGCAGAAGAAGACGGCACAAUUCUAUUUGGAUAG